AUGACGACAUCUGAUGAACAACCAUCCUCCUCAACCAAUCCAAAUCAUGUCUCAUUACACCCUGCAUAUUCUGCCAUAGCCUACCGCGUCUUGGACCAUAUCGACACCACACCACCACCAAAAUCCAAGGAUCCAGCCUAUCCUGUUUGGAAAAAACUAGAUGCCUUGGUCUCUCAAUGGAUCUAUAGCACUGUUUCGGAUGAUCUGCUCACUCGCAUUCUUGAUACAGAAGCCACAGCCCAUGCCACAUGGCUCAAACUUGAAAAGAUUUUCUUAAGCAAUAAACAAGCCAGAGCCGCUGCACUUGAAACUCGGUUUGUUAACCUCACCUUAGCAACCUGCGACUCAGUAGAUGACUACUGCACUUGA
Messenger RNA from Erigeron canadensis, 369 nucleotides. RefSeq lists its product as uncharacterized. Lineage: Eukaryota; Viridiplantae; Streptophyta; Magnoliopsida; Asterales; Asteraceae. The transcript has 2 exons. Bases 1 to 369 code for a protein of 122 amino acids. The record is from RefSeq and is a predicted model, not a curated record.